Molecule: messenger RNA, 743 nt
Organism: Strongylus vulgaris
Lineage: Eukaryota; Metazoa; Nematoda; Chromadorea; Rhabditida; Strongylidae
Source: the annotation of a GenBank genome assembly
CGUCGUCGCAGCGCGUCACGGGAGGCCAAUGAGUGGCGUGCGCGCGGCUGUCCUCGCACCAUCUUCGGCCGCAAGGGGGCUAAGGAGGGUGAACUGAAUUGGCCCCGAGGGGUAUGCGCCAUUGGAGGUGGUGCUGUUGCGGUGUGUGACUCGAGUAACCAUCGUGUGUGCGUGUUUGAUCGCGAAGGCAAGUUUUUGCGCCAAUUUGGCGGCUAUGGCACCGGCCGAGGUCAGCUCGACUCGGCGGCCGGAAUUGCAAUGUUCAAGCAAAAGCUGAUCGUAUCGGAUAGAUACAAUCACCGCGUUUGUAUCUUUGACAUGGAUGGCAACUAUCUGAGCUCCUUUGGAGGUCAUGGGCAGUCCAAUGGGAAGUUCAACAACCCAUGGGGGGUGGCUGUCGACGAGCUAGGCACUAUAUAUGUCGCUGAUAAGGAUAACCAUCGGGUACAAAUGUUCGAUAAGAACGGUUUGUUUGUGGGAAAGUUUGGAACAAGUGGGCAUGGGCCAGGACAACUGCAAAACCCUUUGUUUAUUGCUGUUAACAGAUUCAAUCAUCAGGUUUACGUGUCGGAUUCUGCAAACCAUCGAAUCUCUGUUUUUGACGUACAGGGAACAUUCUUGUUCUCAUUUGGAAGCGAAGGAUUCCAUGGUGGGCAAUUCAAAUUCCCACGUGGUGUCGCAGUGGACCCACAGGGUAAUGUCUUGGUUGCGGACUCGGGUAACAACCGAAUCCAGGUAUGAUA